AUGCGCCCCCCGCCACCUCUCGGGCUGCGCCGCCUCGCGGGGAUGAAGCACCGGCCGUGAAGAUGGAGGUGACCUGCCUUCUACUUCUGGCGCUGAUCCCCUUCCACUGCCGGGGACAAGGAGUCUACGCUCCCGCCCAGGCUCAAAUUGUCCAUGCAGGCCAGGCGUGUGUGGUGAAGGAGGACAACAUCAGUGAGCGUGUCUACACCAUCCGGGAGGGGGACACCCUCAUGCUGCAGUGCCUCGUCACCGGGCACCCUCGGCCCCAGGUGCGCUGGACCAAGACGGCUGGCAGCGCCUCGGACAAGUUCCAGGAGACAUCGGUGUUCAACGAGACGCUGCGCAUCGAGCGCAUUGCGCGCACGCAGGGUGGCCGCUACUACUGCAAGGCCGAGAAUGGCGUGGGCGUGCCUGCCAUCAAAUCUAUCCGCGUGGACGUGCAGUACCUGGAUGAGCCCGUGCUGACGGUGCACCAGACAGUGAGUGAUGUUCGAGGCAACUUCUACCAGGAGAAGACGGUGUUCCUGCGCUGUACUGUCAACUCCAACCCGCCUGCCCGCUUCAUCUGGAAGCGGGGCUCUGACACCCUGUCUCACAGCCAGGACAAUGGGGUCGACAUCUAUGAGCCCCUCUACACCCAGGGGGAGACCAAGGUCCUGAAGCUGAAGAACCUGCGGCCCCAGGACUACGCCAGCUACACCUGCCAGGUGUCUGUACGCAACGUGUGUGGCAUCCCUGACAAGGCCAUCACCUUCCGGCUCACCAACACCACGGCACCACCAGCCCUGAAGCUGUCUGUGAAUGAAACUCUGGUGGUAAACCCGGGGGAGAAUGUGACCGUACAGUGUCUGCUGACAGGCGGUGAUCCCUUACCCCAGCUGCAGUGGUCCCAUGGGCCGGGCCCGCUGCCCCUGGGCGCUCUGGCCCAGAGUGGCACCCUCAGCAUCCCUUCAGUGCAGGCCCGGGACUCUGGCUACUACAACUGCACAGCCACCAACAACGUGGGCAACCCUGCCAAGAAGACGGUCAACCUGCUGGUGCGAUCCAUGAAGAACGCUACAUUCCAGAUCACCCCAGAUGUGAUCAAAGAGAGUGAGAACAUACAGCUGGGACAGGACCUGAAGCUGUCAUGCCACGUGGAUGCGGUACCCCAGGAGAAGGUGACCUACCAGUGGUUCAAGAACGGCAAGCCGGCACGCAUGUCCAAGAGGCUGCUGGUGACCCGAAAUGACCCUGAGUUGCCUGCAGUCACGAGCAGCCUAGAGCUCAUUGACCUGCACUUCAGCGACUAUGGCACCUACCUGUGCGUGGCUUCCUUCCCAGGGGCACCCGUGCCUGACCUCAGCGUCGAGGUCAACAUCUCCUCUGAGACAGUGCCUCCCACCAUCAGCGUGCCCAAGGGAAGGGCCGUGGUCACAGUGCGGGAGGGCUCGCCCGCUGAGCUGCAGUGCGAGGUUCGAGGCAAGCCACGGCCGCCGGUGCUCUGGUCCCGCGUGGACAAGGAGGCUGCGCUGCUGCCCUCGGGGCUGCCACUGGAGGAGACCCCGGACGGGAAGCUGCGGCUGGAGCACGUGAGCCGUGACAUGAGUGGGACCUACCGCUGCCAGACGGCUCGGUAUAAUGGUUUCAACGUGCGCCCCCGCGAGGCCCAGGUGCAGCUGAACGUGCAGUUCCCGCCGGAGGUGGAGCCCAGCUCCCAGGAUGUGCGCCAAGCGCUGGGCCGGCCCGUGCUGCUGCGCUGCUCGCUACUGCGGGGCAGCCCCCAGCGUAUCGCCUCGGCAGUGUGGCGCUUCAAAGGGCAGCUGCUGCCUCCGCCGCCUGCUGUCCCCGUCGCCGCCGAGGCCCCCGACCACUCUGAACUGCGCCUCGACGCCGUCACCCGCGACAGCAGCGGCAGCUACGAAUGCAGCAUCUCGAACGACGUGGGCUCUGCUACCUGCCUCUUUCAGGUCUCGGCCACAAGCUGUCCAAGAACUACUCCUAUGUGCUGCAGUGGACCCAGAGGGAGCCCGAUGCUGUGGACCCCCUGCUCAACUACAGACUCAGUGUCCGCCAGUCAUACCAGGGCCUGGGCCGGUGCUGUGGUGGAGGGUGUGGCCAUCUGGGCAUCUGGAAACACCCUGUAUCUGCAGCUGAAUCAGCACAACGCCAUGGUGAAGGCCAUCCCAGUGCGGCGCGUGGAGAAGGGGCAGCUGCUGGAGUACAUCCUGACUGACCUCCGUGUGCCCCACAGCUAUGAGGUCCGCCUCACGCCCUAUACCACCUUCGGGGCUGGGGACAUGGCCUCCCGCAUCAUUCACUACACAGAGCCCAUCAACUCUCCCAACCUGUCAGACAACACCUGCCACUUUGAAGAUGAGAAGAUCUGUGGUUACACCCAGGACCUGACAGACAACUUUGACUGGACACGGCAGAAUGCCCUCACCCAGAAUCCCAAGCGCUCCCCCAACACUGGUCCCCCCACUGACAUCAGUGGCACCCCUGAGGGCUACUACAUGUUCAUCGAGACAUCAAGGCCCCGGGAGCUGGGGGACCGAGCCCGUUUGGUGAGUCCCUUGUACAAUGCCAGUGCUAAGUUCUACUGCGUCUCCUUUUUCUACCACAUGUACGGGAAGCACAUCGGCUCCCUCAACCUCUUGGUGCGGUCCCGGAACAAAGGGGCCCUGGACACACACGCCUGGUCUCUCAGUGGCAAUAAGGGCAACGUGUGGCAGCAGGCGCACGUGCCCAUCAACCCCAGCGGGCCCUUCCAGAUUAUUUUUGAGGGGGUUCGAGGCUCUGGCUACCUGGGGGAUAUCGCCAUAGAUGACGUCACACUGAAGAAGGGAGAGUGUCCCCGGAAGCAGAUGGAUCCCAAUAAAGUGGUGGUGAUGCCGGGCAGUGGAGCCCCCCGCCAGCCCCACCCACAGCUCUGGGGGCCCAUGGUCAUCUUCCUCUUGGCAUUGCAGAGAUGAUGAGAGCUGCGUGGCCCCCCCACCCCGCCCCCGGCACACCAAAGUGUCCGCAUCGUACCAAAGACUGACCCCUGCCAGCCGGGGUGCCCAGGGGCAGGGCCAGCCUGCCAGGGAGGGGGCCUGCACUGGCUUCGAGGAUGAGCAGAAAACAAGGACAGAGGCCCAGCGCUGAGGCCCUGGAGACAGUCGUUCGACACACGCAUACACUCACUCACACACACACACACAGAUAUAUUAAAGCACAAGUUUCUAUCUGACCUGCCAGCACCUUCUUUUCUGCGGAGACAAAGGACUCGCCAGAAUGGCGUCCGCCACCCCAGGGACCUCAGCGCCACGUGGGCCUUGUCCUGGCUGCACCUGUGGUGUGUUUCUGACCUUCCCUCGUUCCUCAGACCAUUCAUUGGCUUUACCAGAACGGAGCCAGAAGGGGAACCGACUCAGGAGCCCACCCUUGGCUGGACUCUGGGACUCCCCGGGAUGGAGGAGGCCAGGGUCACAGGAGGCCAGGGGGUACCUGGUGAGCUCCAGCGGGCAGUGCGAGGGAGGCCAGACACCUGCUGCAUGCCCUCUGUUUUCAGGGCAAGGGCUGGAAGGUGGAGACCCCAGGUCACCUUGAUCCCUUGACCUGUUCUUGGAUGUCAUAUCCUCCCCACACUGCACCCCCUUUGAAGUGACCCAGCACAGGGUCUUGGGCCUGGGCAGUCUGAAGACUGAUACCUUCCUUCUGCCCCAUCUAACCCCACCCCACCCAUAAGGAGCUGGAUUCCUGAGAGCACAAUCCCCACCUUGGUCAGCAGGCCUAACCUUAGCACCCACCUGCCUCUCAAAGGAGUGGGGGUGGGGUGGUGGUGGUGGCCAGCCAUUCCCCGGGGUGAGGCUUGACUUUGAGAGGAGUAGAGAAGAAGGCCUGUUUUUGCGAAUUCGUGCUCUCAUGGCAUUUGGGAGUAGAGUGGAGACUUUAUUUCUUCUAUACUUGGCAUGAAGGGGUGUGCUGGAUAGGAGGAUGUGUGUAAAGGGGGUACCCUCCUCCUCCUCCACUGCAAAGCACUGGCCCUUCCCUGCCCAGGGGCAGUGAAGGAGGGGUUUGCAGAACUGGGGCAGGGAGCGGGGCAGUGGCUGGCCUCUGUGCUGCCUGGAGCUAAGCUCAUGCCUGGAACUGUGAAAAGGCUCUCUGUCCACAGGUUCUGGGUUGGGAGCCUAGAUGGGCACAGUGGAAUCUAGCCCUCUCAAUGUCACUCCUGAGAUCCUGCCCUGCCAUCCGUGGGAGAGAGGAGACCCAGCCCCUUCCAGGAUGAGUCUCCAGGCACGUGUCCAUGGAGCUGUGUGCGUGCAUGUGUGUGUGUGCGUGCGUGCGUGCGCAGGAGUGUGCCUGCCUGUCUGUGUAGCACUGUAGGUACAUCUCUGGGCAGGAGUGGGUGCCAAUGUGAGUCUGCACAUGCAAUUACACAUAUUUGUUUGUGAGGCUGGGCCUAACCCCUGGCUCAGUGCGCGCCUGUGGAUGUCAGCAUGCAUGUUCCCCUUCACGAGUGACACGGAUGUCUGCGAGUGCUGUAGCACUCUGUAGCCUACUCUGUAGCCUACUGCAGAGUAGUACUAGCCUACUCUGUAGCCAAAGCUGCCUGCCACUGCCCCACCUUUCAUCCCCUAAGGACGACAAAGAGCUUACAGAUGACCCUACUGAAAUGCAAGCACCUUUGGUGGCCCAUGUUAUAGGGCUUCGCCUGGAGCAUUCGGAGGGGACAGCUGCCAAGCAAAGGGAGCCAGGCAGUGCCAAGAGGCAGGCAGGGAACCAGUGCAAAGGCUGCCCAUCUCACUGCCCUGCCAGGGCUGUGCUAUCAUUAUCACCAACAGCUGGGGGGGUGGCUGGGCCAGGCCUGGAGCGGGGCCUUCUGAUCCUGGACCAAUCUGGCUGUCUUGCUGGCCCAUCGGAGGCCUCUCUCCAGAAUGAGUGGCUCCAGGUUCCCAGAACACACUUGCAUCCCGUCUGCUGAGUAUUGUUCCUUAAUUGUCCCAUCUGUGCAGGGUCUGUUGCCCCAACUAGACUGUGAGCUCCUCCUCUGAGCCUUCCAACCUUCUCGCCCAGCCCAUCCCAACCUCAUGCCCAGCACGAGUGGGCCUGUUAGGGAAAUCAGAGCGUGCUUUGCCCAGCAGAAUGGAUUCUAUAAAUCAGUGAUUUCCAGCCCCAGCUGUAGAAUCAAACCUCCAGAGUUUUUUUUAGAAAGCACGGAUGCUUGGUCCUACCCCCAGAGGUUUUAAUUUAAUUGGACUGGUAUGCAGCGUGGUAUCAGAAAUGUUUAAAAGCUCCUCGGAAGAAGCCAGGAAUGUGAACCAUUGACCCAUCACCUGCCAGGGGCUUCCUCUGUGCCCUUGCUGGGGUGGGUAUGGAGAUCCAGAGAGGAAUGGCACCAGGCACCUCCUCCUUGGGGCACCAAGGUCCUUGGUCCUCGUGUGUGGACCAGCGAGGUUGGUGCCUGUUUGUGUUUGUAUGUGUGUGUGCGCAGGUCUGAAGGGACUGUGGGUGUCCGUGUGUACUAACACUACCAGUGUGUGAUGGGAACUCUUAGGAUGUGCCGGUCUGUGUGUGGGAGGAUGGGGUCUGCAAGGAAGGAGAGUCUUCAUGUGUCCCAGUGUCGGUGUGUCUGUGUCUGCCUGUGAGUCAGCACCUCUGUGUCAGUGUCGGCUGUGCUGUGGGUGGUGGCAUCUGUGUGCUGGUAGGUGGCCUGUGAAGACCCCCAGCCCAGGGGAGACCAGGCUGGCUGGAUCCAGCGCAUCUCCCCCGAGGCAGUUUCGCCCUCAGGGUCAGGGUGGCUGAGGCAUUUUGUGGCCUUAAAACAGGGAGUCCGGGGUCAGCUCUCAAGGCGUUAGGGUUUAUUCACCCCUGUUGCCCCCUGUUUGCUGUCUGGGGAGACCCCUGGGGCGAGGUGCCGUACAGACAGAAGUGGGGGAGUCCCAGCUGGGUCUUGCUGCUCCUGGGACCACAGACAGGUGCCCCGGGUGCCCAGCUAAGCCUUCAGACCACGCCCCCACCUCCAGGGAUGCUCCCCCUACCUAGCCUUCUCUGGGAUACUCCGUACUUUCCUUCCCAUUUAUUCUCCUUUCUCCCUGUGCUUGGCGGAAGCCCAGGGCUCAGGCUCUCACUGCCUGAGACCAAACUGCCCCUUGUGUAAAUGAGAAAGGUGCAGGGGCGGGGGUUGGCCCAAGGUCACACACAGCCUCUUGGGGUGGAGCCAGCUUUGCAAGCCAGGUGCUCCCACCCUGGGGCGGUUACACUGUGGGCCAAUGCCUCCAGCCUGGCACCAGGGGAGUUUGGCCCAGCUGCCCUAUCUCUAGGCACUGGUACAGAUGUUAUAGAUGUUGCUGGGAAGGCUCUAGGAGCCCUUUCUGGCUUCUCAGCCCAGGCCACUGCUCCUCCCACCCCAGAUCAGACCUGAGUGCCAUGAGGACUCUGCCUCCCUGUUCCUCCACUGGCUUUAGCUACUGCCUAGGCUCCCAGGUAGAACGGACUGUUUCCCCUCCCCAACCCUCUGUCUUCACAUGAGCCUGGACUCCGCUGUCCUGGUGUCCUCAUCCUGUGGGCUUCCCUGUACGGACUAAGAGGGCUGGGGUGAGAGGGUACAAAAUCUUGUGUUUUCCUCUUCCUGAACUCAGGGGGCUUGAUGGCAUUUCCAAGAUCUGUUCCAAGAAUGAAUCUUCUCCAGGGAGUCCCUGUAGGGCCACAGAUUGAGGUUCUGGGCUCUGGGGAGCCCUCUAUACUUCCAAAGGCAAGAUAGCAUGACCCUCUCUGUUAAUCAGUGCUGUGUGAGAGUGUGUGUCUGUUAGGGUGAGGUGUGUGUGUGUGUUAUGUAUAUGUGUGAGGGUGUGUACUGGGGCAGAAGGACCACUCCUUCCUAGGGAGCCCUUAACCAUGAGAGCUGGAAGGGACCUUAGAGACCAUCUAAUACAGUGCCCCCAUGGUACAGGUGAGAAAGCUGAGGUCAGAGACAUGUCACUUGCCCACCAUCACCCCUCCCUUCUGUCACCUGCAUCCAUUUCCCAGAGGACCCACUAGAAGUGCCCUCCCUCCCGGCACCUCCCCACCACCUCCUAGCUGCCCCCAUAAUCACCUUUGCAGCUCAACUCUGCUGGUCCCUUUGCCCCAGCGGUCUCCAAGCAUCGUUCCUGCCCCAGGUGGGAGCUCACCAAGGCUCACCCAGGAGAAGGGGCAGGGGAAGGAGGGGACUGCUUCAGCCCUGAGGCCUCCCAGACUUGAGAGAAAAGCCAACACCUCCAUGCCCAGGCCCACCCCAACACCAAGGUAAAAGCACAACAGGAGACCCUCAUUUAUGGGUGAAAGGUAUUGGGGUUGUUUUAGUCACACAACCCCGUACUCACCCCUUUGCCUUGCUCUCUGUCUCCACCCCAGCCUCUGUCCCCCUUUGUCCCUCUUUCACCCCCAAACCCCUCAAAUGUAACCUCUAGUUGCGGACGCGGUUGUUUCAAUCAAUAAAGCUGCAGUGUUCUAGUG
Molecule: messenger RNA, 7458 nt
Organism: Mustela lutreola (European mink)
Lineage: Eukaryota; Metazoa; Chordata; Mammalia; Carnivora; Mustelidae
Gene: MDGA1
Product: MAM domain containing glycosylphosphatidylinositol anchor 1
Exons: 17
Coding region: 63-2954 (963 amino acids)
Biological process (GO): synapse organization; homophilic cell-cell adhesion
Cellular component (GO): plasma membrane; neuronal cell body; axon
Molecular function (GO): protein binding; axon guidance receptor activity
Source: RefSeq, a predicted model, not a curated record